AUGGUCCCCAAGCUACCCAUCAAGAGCUUGUCCACCCGCGUCAAGUCGCCAGCCCCGCGUGCCAGGCCACCACGAUCCACGCGCCCUACAAGCGCUCACUCACCAGUCCGUCGCUCUCGCUCCCACGAUCCCGACAGACGACCAGAGUCUUCCUCGUCGCGGUACCCGCCCUCGAGUCGCCGCCAUCGAAGCCCCGAGCGCCGACGAUACUCUCGCAGCCCAGAGCGCCGGCGCGAGUCCCAGAAUGGUCGCCACCGCCGACGUCGCGACUCGUCCAGCAGUCUCGAUCGUGAACCGCGUCGUCAACCGAGGGACUAUCUGGGCGACCAUGAUGAUCGCAGAGGUCGCGAGAGACCCUCGAGCGCGAGGUACCCCUCUCCUCCGAGGCAGAGAAGUGGCGCUGCCCGAUGGGCCUUGAACAGAGACGGCGAAGACGAUCAACGAAGAAGAUCAUCGACGCCAGACAAGUACAAGCCUGACCGGUACAAGGACACGGACCGUCCCGGUCGAGCGCCAUCGAGCGACGCGGCCACACCAGCAGCACAGACGCAGGACACAUCGGCGCCAGCGCAACCAGAUGCCGCAGCCGCCAGCGCGUCCUCUCCCUCGCCGUCAGGGAGCGGCUCGGGCGGUGGCAGCUUCCUGAACCAGAUGCCCAACGCGUUCAUGACCUAUGCAGGAUUGAAAGCGGUCACCAAGCAUGCGGAUACCGCCAAGGACUGGAUCAAGUGGCUCAACGACAUGUCCGAGACGCCCGAGGAAAUCGAUGAGCUGUCGGCCAAGGCCUCGACGGCGCGUGACACCAUCACCCAGGUCCAAGAGACGCUCAAGGCGCGCCCGGACCUUGUGGAGGGGGACAAGGGCGAGAAGCUCAAGGAGCAGAUCGAGGAGGCCGUGGGCGAGACCGACAAGGCCCUCGGCAAGAUGACAAAGCUACUCUCGGAGAUUAGCAAGAAGGGCGCAGAUCACGGGAACGUAGUGAACGGGAUGCAGGAUUUCUGGAGGUCGUACCGAUACAAGGAAGAGUUUAAAGACCAGGUCGAGAAGGCUGAUGAGGAUCUCCAGAAGGAGCUCACCAAGCUCUCGACCUUGAUGGUGAAUAUUUACUCUCGCGCCCUGAUGAAGCCGGCACCCCCUGGAUCCGGCGUCGUGCAACCUCCAGCGCCUGUCACCAGGAAGGAGGCUGAGAAAUUUGAAGAAACGCACACGAAUGACAAGGCGAAGCCUCAGCUAGCCGAGGAGCAGCCACGUCAGGACACUGCUGCGGAGAAGGGUGAUAAGGCCAAGACAGCCGACCCCGGGCCAUCCUCAGCUAUGCCUGCGACGACUGGUCCUACAAGAGCCAGCAUUCCCACCAUUGUUGAGCCUAGUGGGACAAAUUCCGAACCUAGUGUAAAACUCGACCUCGAACCGCACUCACCUCCUCCACGCUCACCGUCCGCCGUGGCCGACGAAGAAGAGAUUCUUGGCUCGCCGCCAUCCUCCUCGCAGGGCCCUCCCCAGGAGCAGCCCCGCCGCAACAGCGCGGCAAUAGGCGAGCAAGAAGCACAGGACAAGCUCCUCGACGCAGCGUGGGAUGGGCACGUCGAAGAGGCCAAGGAGGCCCUCCGUCACGUCUCCCACGCCUGCUGCGACCUUCGUGGCCUCACGCCCCUCCACCUAGCCGCAGAGCGCGACAAUCUCGCCGUUGCCAUGCUCCUCCUCGACCGCGGUGCCGAUAUCCACGCCCAGUCCGACGGUGGUCGCACCGCCCUCCACCUCGCCGCCCGGUCCGCCACCGCGCCCACCGUCGAGAUGCUACUCGAGCGCGGCAAGGCGGACCCCAACGCGCAGACGGCCAAGGGCCGCACACCGCUGCACUACGCGGCGAGCAAGGCCGAGGACGGCGACGAGGAGAGGCGCGAGGCCAUCCGCGUGCUCAGGGACUUUGGGGCGGAUCCCACCGUCGUCGACCGCGAGGGCGAGACGGCGCGAGACGUGGCGCAGAAAAGGGGCCACUGGGAUGCGGCCGCCACCCUCAAGAGGGCCGAGCGGCGGUGGGAGGAGGAGCACAAGCAGAACUGGCUGCAGCGACACGGGUUCCGCAAGUGA
Messenger RNA from Emericellopsis atlantica, 2091 nucleotides. RefSeq lists its product as uncharacterized. Gene Ontology annotation, molecular function: protein binding. Lineage: Eukaryota; Fungi; Ascomycota; Sordariomycetes; Hypocreales; Bionectriaceae. The transcript is spliced from 2 exons. The record is from RefSeq and is a predicted model, not a curated record. The coding region runs from base 1 to 2091 and encodes 696 amino acids.